Messenger RNA from Rhipicephalus microplus (southern cattle tick), 4922 nucleotides. RefSeq lists its product as uncharacterized. Gene Ontology annotation, cellular component: nucleus. NCBI's taxonomy places the organism in Eukaryota, Metazoa, Arthropoda, Arachnida, Ixodida, Ixodidae. Gene Ontology annotation, biological process: regulation of gene expression. The record is from RefSeq and is a predicted model, not a curated record.
GGUAUUUUGUUUAAUUUAGAUAUUUCCGCGGUUCUCGAAGUAAACGUACUCGACAGUGAAGCAGACUCUAGGCCGGUUCAUUGUGUCAAGUAUCGCUUUAUCAGUUACCGGGUCCCUCGUUUGGAUUUGCUACAAGAUGUAGGCGGCCUCGUCGUUAUCGGCUGGCAAGGUUUAGCGAUGCUCAAGCUCAGAGGCUGAGGAGAAGGAGGAGGCUCACGUAGCGUGGCUGCAGGCAAGCCAUGCCUGGCAUUGUUGUAAAUUGCAACCCGCGCGCCACUCUUCACGAGUGAAGAAGAAGUCGCCGCGCUCGUGGAAGUGCCUGCAGAUCAUGUAGAACAGCAGGUACCUUCCUGUGCGCAAGUAGUAUUGAUAACUUGCUCAAGCGGGAACGUUUCGGCGCCAGCACCCGCAAAGUAAUCCUUUGAAACAACCGGGAUCUCCGUGGUCACCCUGUGUAUCAAACCGUUACGACACCAGAUCUUGGGCCGGUGGCUACGAGGAGCCGUUGUCAGCGGGGUCGUCAUCACUUGGCCUCCCGGAGACGUCAACGGUGCUUGCAGUGUUGCGGUAGUCCCCAAGGGAUCUACGCGUCGACCGUGUGGGUCUGUUGCCACUUGCACAAGUGUCGAUAACUAUCCGGACUUUCAACGUGUGUUUGCGCCGAUGCAACGGAAGACUUCGAAAAGCGGUUCUUCAAAAAGAUCUCUCUGUGCGGCAAGACUGGUUGAUACAGACGUGCAUCAGCCUGCAGCAUUGGCUGCUGCCAGCGUACGUACGGGGUGGUUAUCGAUACUGGAUUCGUUGCGUUUCGUUUGCUAACACCACCGAAGGCUUUGCCAGUGGUGUGGCGAAAGACUGAAAGACUGUGAACUGUUGGUCCCGUGUGUUAUGCUUCGCGCAAAUUAACGCACGGUAGCUGUGACGGAAAAUUUUGCAACUACACGGAGGAGAAAUUAGGCUAGCUGGCGAGUUUUUUUUUUUUUUUUACUUUCGAGUAAUCUGCGUCUGUGUAACCUCGCGUUUACCGGCAGUGAUUUCAACGUAUUCUGAAGGAGUUUGCUUCGCCAUUGGAGGUACAAAAGGUCACUGCAUUGCAGCCGAAAGGUCAUUCCCGUUAGUGUCUCCUUCACGAAGUCCCAAUUGUGUGUCAACUGUUGCCGCUGUCGAAACUUAAGGUGCUACCAAGGUCAAUCCCAGGGCAACGGGGGUCUGGAGGAACUAUUUGUCAUGGAAAACACAGGUGGAGCCCAGAGCAUGAAUUCGACUGUGUCCUGGACCGCUUCAGCUAGUGCAGCCAGACCCGUGCCUCAGACAACUCCUUCGGGCAAGAACGAGCCGAAUUUCGGCUCGCAUCUUCCUGCUUCGUUGAGAACAUGGAGUAGGCCCCCUUCUGUUGCAUAUGGCAGCAGCCACGUGAUGCCAAGAAACAUGACAAACAGCAGCAACGUUGUGAUAAGGGACAGAACUGUGGCGCCGCACGUACCAAACAGAAGCAGUGCUUUGCCGAGUAGUACCACAACAGUGCUUGGCGAGUCGGAGGCUGCACGCAGGGACAGGCAGAUGGCGUUACUGCAUUCAAACCUCAAAGACGGCGUUCUCAAGUCUGGGUCAGUGCCCUCUUCUAUGGGCGGACAUUCUGUUUCUGCAAAGCCACAGCCAGCCUCAUCGAGCCCCGACACUACCGCUAGCAGUGAGACUCAACUUUUGAUGUGCGAGUGCAAUUUUGGACCAGUCGACCAAGCGACCUUGGAAAGGCACAUCAUGGCUGCCCACGUCAAGCCGUUUAGCCAUAGCUGCGAACUCUGUGACAGAAAAUUUCCUACGCGAAAAGAACUUAGAGAUCAUGUUACUUGCCAUUCACGCGUGUAUGGUGCUGCAAAACCGAAUGGUUCAUGUGGCUUACAGCAGGGCGACGAGAGAACAAGCGUCGUGCAGGAAUGCGAUUCGCUAAGUGGAGUUACUGAAGACAUAUUCCCUAGGAGUACUGCUGGUGGCGAAACACGUGUAAAUGACAGUGUAACUGAAAAAGGGUACCACUGGCGAUUAAGGCCCGAUCUGGUAGGCUCAGAUGGCUUGCUCGCUUUCUAUAAGUGCACAGUCGGACAGUGUCGCUUCACGGCCAAUCGUGCGAGUGAUUUCUCUAACCAUCUAGCGUCUCACCGGGUGGGAGAACUGGGAGAGCUCAUUUGCAUUUAUUGUGGCGAAAAGUUUGACGUCAUCGCCAUUCUUGUGCAACACAUGGAAGGUGCUCACAGGCAUAUGGUUUUCCAGUGUGGGCAUUGUCUCUACCGGGCCGUACUGCCCAUUCACGUUCAGUUGCACCACCAGUGGGCACACGCGGGGCUGGAGCUGCUGAUUCUCGUGUGCACUAAUCCCGCAAGGCAUACUACAUAUGCAGCCAUUCCUCCGCAGCGUGUCAGCCUGACUCAUUACUGGUGUAGUGUUCCUAACUGCGGCUUUAAGAGUUUCAACCCUGAUGUGUUUGAGUGGCACCUUAGUUCUAUCCAUCCGAAGGCUAAGGAGUACUUCUGUUCUCUCUGUUCUACUUCUACGCCUGUAGGUAGCCCGCGAGAACUGAUUGAGCACUACUGUGUUAAACACGGCAUGGACGUGGUGCAGUGCGGCAUGUGUCACCAUUCUGAGCCCACGUGCCACACAAUGCUGAAGCACCUUUGCUACCACCACCCGGACAGUCCCCUGGGACUAAUUUGUCGCACUAACGAGCAAGUUGAAGAGUUCGAAAAGUGCGUGCAGUCGUUCCAGGGAUCGGAUGAACCGCCGGUGGGUAGGUCAGGCCCGUCACCGGAGCCAGACACGUCACCGACACGCCAAUCGUUGCCCAUAGUCCCUGCCGUGAAAACCUGCCCCUUCUGCACAAACCACGUUGUGACCUUGGCCGAACUCGCCAACCAUUGUGUAGCAGCUCACCAGAUUAAGUGCCCAAUUUCCGAUAUCUUGCAGCUAAUGUUAAAAAAUCGCUGUGCGUCCACUGCGAAAGAUAGCAGCCUCUCCUGUCCUUUUUGCAGUGCGACGUUCCCGACCAAGGAUGCACUUCAGGAACACAUCUACCACGAGUUCCACUACAUGCCUAUCCAAUGUGAAGCAUGCAGUUAUUCCACCACCAACAAAGUUCACUUGAAGGAGCACUUUUCGUCCAGCCAUGCUGGAGAGUUUCCCACAUUCAAAACUUGUGAAAACGACGAUUUUGAGUCUUGGGUAACAAAAUUAGUCUCCCAGCAAGAAAAUCACUGCGUUGUAAUCGAAAAGCCCUACCAGUGCGUCCAAUGUACAGAACGAUUCCAAAGCAUUGGCGGACUGAGAGUUCAUUUGUAUACACACUUAAAAUACUACCCCUAUCAUUGUUCAAUAUGUGACGAGUGCUUUGUAAGCCAAGAAGAAGUUGAAGAGCACCAGCGCAAAAAGUACAAUGCGGCGGGGCAGUACUCGACUAAACAGGUCAGGUUUGAAACAAAAGAGACGAAGGUCGACAGUUUUAUUGACACAGCUAUAACGAUGCUGCAGCAACUUUUACACAAUUCGCCUUCGCAGCAGUGUCCGUGGAAGGGGUGCACGUAUGAAUCUUCGGUGAAAAGUGAACGCGAUGCUCAUGCGAAUGUGCAUGUGGCAAAGCGCAACACGUGCACCAGGUGCCAAUUCAGCUCGCACAGCGCUGAUGUCAUUGCGUGGCACGGCAAGGAGCAGCACAGUCCAGUCUCCAGCAGCACUGAGGCUCCUUCGUGCAGUGAUGUACAACCAGUGCCAAAGAACAACUCACGCUUGUUUGCCUGCGGUUUGUGUAAUUAUAGGGGACCCAACACCAUGAGCGUUCGCGAGCAUUCCAAGAUUGUGCAUCCCGGCAAGGCGGUCAAGCUGGUCGUUCCUAAAAGGAAAGAUCUGUACAGCCCUGCCGUCAAAAGCAUGGAACAGCCUGCGAGAUCGAAAGAAGAGGAUGGGGAAGAGCGACUAUCCGUCUCACUGGUGCCUCCCCAAAGGAGCACCACGCGUCCCAGUCGGUGGUCAUCCAACAAACAGAGGUGCCCGUGCAACGAGUGCAAGUUCGUGGCAUCAUCCGAACGACUCCUGCACAUUCACAAGACCGAAUUACAUGAAGAUAGCCAGAGCCUCAAUGCAGACUCAGAUGUUGUUGCCAAUGCCAUGUCCAAUGCCUUGAUCCUGGCCACUCACCAUUACUCCACGCUGGCUUCCGGCAUUUCCCAAAGGCAUCUCAGUCAGCAUGCCAGCUUGACACUUCGGCGCCCGGUUCACCACAGCCGGACCAUGUCUACACGUGCCGCAAGUGCGCCGAGCAGUUCCGGUUGAAGACGAGCUUAUACAACCACCUGCUAGUGAAGCAUCACGCAUAUGCCGCCUGCGAUACCUGUGGUAGUGCACUGAUGAACAAUGCUCAAGCUAUUAAUCAUGCUAAGAAGCACCCAACUGUGCGAAGCACUUUCACGGUACUCAAAAGGAAACAGCUUACCAACCCUGCAGCGAGGAAUUUAAAUAGGAACAUUCCUACCAAUAAACAGUUAGUACAAGAAGCCAGUGAUCUCUAUGUGGUGUCACCCUGGGCUCCCGAUGCACGAGUUCCUCUGCAAGAAUUUUCUCUUCAGUACAACCUUAACGCACGUGUGCGCGUAAAGGACUUUGAGAGGUCUCUCAGUAAGAACCUUUCAUAAGAACCUUUAUUAUGUUUCUUACUCGUGUCACUGUUUUAUGUUUGUUGAGGUCCGCCAGUUUGAGGCGUAACAAUUAAUCCCUGUAUAUUUGUUUAUAGUUAUUGGCUUAUGUAUUUUGUUGCACAUGUAUGCCAUCAUCAAGCUGAAGUGACGCCAAUUUUUGUUACGUGUACAUUUCUGUGUAAUAUUGAAUCUCAUGCAAAGCGUUAUUAAACAGCUGCAUGUGUUAGCAGCAUUACUGUA